CUCCUCCAUCUUUCCCCCCUCUCUCGUCGAUCCGUUCGCCCUUGUGUCUUCCCCUCGCUCGCUUUCUGACCCUCUUUCGUUACACCACGCGCAGUUCCUCUUCAUAGCUUUACGUGUUCCUUCGAAAAUGCAGCAGCAGCAGCAGCACCCGCCGCCACCGCCUCCUUUGGCUCUCCCGUCCCCCAUCGUCCCACUCUCCGCCUCUCCUUCUUCCAUAACCUCUGCCUCGUCAGUACCCGUUCAGCCGCCGCCACCCGCGAGUCAAUCAGCACCGGCCCCUGGUGUCACCACCAGCAGUAACAGCACUACCGCUAAUCCAAGCGGGACACUCGCUUCGUCUAUCUGGGCUCCACAGCCCCAUGCAGGCGACCCCAUGUGGCCUCGUGCGCUGGACGCGUACGUUUCUCACCAUCAGCAGCAGCAGCAGCAAGGCUUCGGGCUCAGUGUGAAUCCCCCUGCGGGUGCCGGAAAUGGACGGCGGUACGCGCCUGCGCCGGGAUACGGAGAAAUCGGCGGCGGGAUGGUCGGCGGAGACGAUACCAGCAUGAGCAUGGGUAUGAUGAGUCUGCGGGAUGAUUCGAGUCACGUGGAGCAACUCCUGCGCACGCUCAACCUGAACUCGCCGUCCCCGCCGCCGUCGAUGCACCACGGACAGCCGAACCAGCAACUUACGUCUCCCCGCCAUCCAGUGCACGGCUAUGCGUCCCAGCUCUCUUAUUCUCCGCAUCGACUUCCAUCUCAAGCUCAACCGCAAACGCCCGGCUCAGCGCGGUCCUCCUCUUCCUCGUCGCCCAGCAGCGCCGGCAAGCGCGGCAAGCCUCCGAUGCUCGAUCUUAGCUUCGCGUCGUCGACCACCUCCACGUCAUCGUCUUCCGGCGCGAACACCUCUGGUUCCGGCUCCUUCUGCUUGUCGUCCGACUCGAACACGAGCGGGACGUCCGGUACGAGUGGGGAUGAGGAGGGUGGAUGCUUUGCGUAUGGGGACUCGCCUGGGCUGGGCGGCAGCGCCGGGUUCGCCGUGAGCACUGGGAUCGGUGGGCCAGGAAUGGGCUUGGGCUUGGGCGGGUUGGGGGGCUCCUUCGGCUCACCCACGAGCCAUGGACUCGGACUCGGCCAGCUUUCGCCGUCAGCGUCCUAUCCUUACCUCAAGGAGCGACUCUACACUACCGGCAACAACCAUCACUACGGCGUGAACAACAACGCAUACGAGCUGGAUCCGCCGUCGCCGGGUCAUUUGUCGGGACUGCCGCCGCUGACCAGCACUGGCUCUGGUCUGGGGUCGUUCGGCUCUGGAGCUGCUUUGGGUGGGCGGUACGGAUCGGUGUCGUCUGUUCCACUUACCCCGCCUGGUCUCGGGUUGGGGAUGGGAUUGGGGCGGGACAGUGGGGAGAGCGGACUGGGGAUGGGAUUGAGUGCCAGUAUCCACGCCAAUAAUGGGCCGGAUCUCCGCCAGGAGAAUGCCUUGUUCGGGUCGGAGUACCUCGGACGACGGGGAGCAGCAGCACGCCUGCACCAUCAGCCACAGGGCGAUUGGAUCCGGACGGGAGAGUUUCUAGAGGGGGGUGCUGCAGAACAUCAGAGGAAGAACCAGAUCUCCUCGGACUGGGAUGCGUUUGGAGUGGGGCAUGUCAGAGAGCGGACUGGCGCCGAGCCGAUCAACUUUUUGUCUCUGCUGCACCCGUCGUCCUCGCCGCCGUACGCGUCCUUCGUGUCGCGGAUCAUCAAGAGCGCCGACCAGCAAGCCAGUAUAUUCUUGCAACAGAAGCUGAAGGUGGCGGGGCCUGAGGAGCGGGGGCGUAUCGUGGACGCGAUCUGCGCGCGCGGCGCGGAGAUGAUGAUGCAUCGGUUUGGAAACUGGGCCGUGCAGCGCUGCCUCGAGGCAGCGGGCAGUGCGGACGAGCGCAGGCGGAUUGUCGGGUGUAUGCGUGGUCGGGUGGUGGAUCUCGCGACCAAUUGCUACGGGUGCCACGUGCUGCAAAAGGCACUAGACUGCGACGAGGAGGACGUGCGGCUGCUGAUUGUUUCUGAGCUCCUCCUGGGCGAUCCGGCUGCGACGCUGGUGAACAAGCACGCUUCGCAUGUCUGGAGCAAGGUCAUGGAGCUCUCGUGGACCCCGCCCGCCCCGCCCAUCUUCGCCUACGUCAACAAAGCUCUCAAGGGCAAGUGGGCCGCGCUUGCCUGCCAUGAGACCGGGUCGCUGGUUGUCCAGCACGCUUUUGAAAAUCUGGAAGAUGCUGCGAAGGACGGGAUCGUGGAUGAGCUGUUGGGACAGGGCCCCGCCGUGUUUUCGGAGGUUGCCAAGAGCCAAUGGGGCGCGUAUUGCGUCCAGCACAUUCUAGAACACGGCUCGCAGCAGCACCGGCUCAAGACACUCGAGCAUCUUCUGGGCGGGCUGCUCGAGUUUGCGACGAACGAGCAGGGAAGCAAGAGCGUCAUGAAGGCGCUCAAGGAGGGUGGCAAGGACACCCUCGACCGUAUCGUUCAGCGCAUGUGCGAGCCUGCCAAGGGUGCCUCUCGUCGUGCUCUGAUCGUCGACCUCGCCCUGUCGCUCACCGGGAGCCAGCUCAUCGCCAGCGUCCUGCCCGCUGCGGACAAGGAUCAGCGUGCCCUGCUCUACGAUUGUAUCCGUGGUCACAUCGUCACGCUCCGUGGCUGCAAGACUGGGUCCAAGGUCAUCUGGUUGUUUGACCGGAUGCGUGCUUACUACGGGUAUUGAGUGGAUACGCUCGCCCAACUUCUUAUCUCGGUCUCCUUGAAUCAGAACUCGACUGGAACUUGCUUUGUUUUUACUCAUCGAACGAUAUUGGAAUCAUGCAUCGUCUGCCACAUCUGCGUUUUGCUCCCAUGCGCACCGGUUUAUCUCUUACUCAUCAUCAUCAUCAUCACGAACUGUCUUCGCAUCAUCAUCAUGAACUGUCUCCGCAUCAUCCUGAAUUCGCAUCCAUCGUACUUAUCACAUACAUACAGAAAUAAUGCAUACAUCCUCAUACAUACAUUCAUACAUAACAUACAUACUUAGAUACAGUUAUCAGUUACAAUCAGUUAGUUAGCUAAGUACGUCCCAAGUAGAAAUCCAGAGCCAUUGCUUGCCAUGUAAUCAUCGCAGUCUGUGCACACUCAGGAAGUUCAUCUCGUGGGAUGACUGAUCUCUCUUUUUCUUUCCACC
Messenger RNA from Mycena citricolor, 3166 nucleotides. NCBI's taxonomy places the organism in Eukaryota, Fungi, Basidiomycota, Agaricomycetes, Agaricales, Mycenaceae. The record is from the annotation of a GenBank genome assembly.